AUGCCAAAUAUGUGGCUGCAGACUGGACUUGAACAUUGAUUUUCUGCUUAUCUGCAAGUCCAGAUAAAAUGGCAGACACUAAAAAGCUAGGCACUGCGAAAAGAGAAGAAGAUCCACAAGCGAAAAAGGAUAAGACACUUGCUCUUAUAGAAGACAAAGAUGAUUUCAUUCACCGUUUCCGUACACUUUACAACUCUGAGAUCUUCAGUGACAUUGUACUUGUGGUUGGAGACAAUAGGUUCUAUGCUCACAAAAUUAUGCUUGUCACAGCAAGUGAAGUUUUUGAAGCUAUGCUUAGCGAAGCAAGGUGGCAGGAAUCAAAUCAAACGGAGGUGUGUCUUACAGAGGAUGAAGAAUGUGUGUCAGUGUUCCCAGACUUUCUGAAGUAUAUCUAUAGUGGUUCAGUGGAGCUAACAACAUCAAUGGUCCACAAGUUACUGAUCCUAGCCGACAAGUAUGGUAUACAUGUCCUUCAUAAAACCUGUGUGGAGUACAUGUCUCGUCACAUCGUCACAUCACCCGACACUAAUCGCACACUCACCUGGUACCACUAUGCCAAGGUAACCAACGGCCAGCACUUACAGGAGAAAUGUUUAGCCUUCAUCCUGUCAAAUUUCAGCAUUAUCCAGAAGGCUCCUGAUUGGUUAGAUUUGACUGUAUCAGUCAUGGUGGAAUUUUUGCAGAGUUCUGAAAUUGUUGUGGAGGGUGAGUACCAACUGUGGAUGGAGGUUGAGCGAUGGAUAAAGGCUGUGCAAGAUCCAGAUAUUGUGCUAGAGAAGUUAAAAGCAGUUCUUCCUCAUAUGAGAUUCACCAUGAUGGCCCCAGCUGAUCUCCUCAAGGUAGAGAAUUCGGAUCUAUAUAAUGAUUACACUGAGUUGUUUGGAAACCGGCUGAUGAAGGCUUACCGAGGUCAUUCACUUCAUACAAGUGAUCUUAUGAGUCACACUCGUGAGGAGCCCUACCGUAAUUACCACCACAAAUUGUACCGUAUUUGUGAUGAACUCAAGCUCCGUAGCUACAUGGACACACCAAAGACUGAAAGCCAGCUUGUCACAAGUAUGUUAGUGCCCAUACAUUUAAAGCCUUUCCCUAUAGAGGUGGGAGAUGGUAGCAUUGUGUCCUUUGAUGUUGCCUUUUAUCCUCAAGGAUUCUACCAGGCACAUCCACUGUAUGGAAUGUAUAUGUCGCGUCAGAAUGAUAAUACUGUACUGAAUGUCUCCCGCACGUGUUCAUCAUCCCAGCACAUUGUCGACUUAGAUGUCACCCUAGUCAUAUAUGCCUACCGAGAAAACAUGAAGUACAUUGCCCACAGCUGUAGGAUAUCACACCAGUUCAAUAAUAAGUCCCGUCAUUGUAAGGUGGAAAAUGUGAUCCCUGUUGAACACUUUAAAUCUAAGAAGUCACCAUAUCUAGUCGGCAAAAAUUUUGAAGCAAAAAUUUUCCUGAAGAUUCAAAACAUUCAGCUGGAUGAAAAGGAGAAGAAAGAGUAAUGAUAAAAAAUCAUGAAACAUUCUAUAGAUAAUUAAAUGCCACAAAACAUACUCGCUAUAUACAAAUGUAUAUACUGUAUAUGUGUGUGUGAAUUCAUAGAUCUACAAUAAUUUCAAGUCAUGACACUGUAUACAAAAUUAUUUGUGUUGCCUGUAAAAAUUGUUAGUGCUUUGAUGUUUUUAAUAGAAUACUGCUGAAAUGUACUCUUUAUUUUAACUGCCUCUUUAUAAAUCAACUGUUAAUGUAUACAUAUUUACAUAAUUUUACUUUGAUAUUUUGAACUUGCUUUCAUAGUAUGACUUAAAAUGUGUGCAUCUUUUUUUUGGAUUUUGUACACUAAAUUCUAAUGCUGAUUAUGAAAUCAGAAAUAGCCUAAUUUUCCUCUGGCCCUGACACCCAAUUUAGACAUUCUGACAGAUAGAUGUCUUUCACUUGGGCAAAUUAGAGUAUUGAGCAAUCUUCCAUAUUUCACCCAAUCAUGUUCAAAUUCAUUGCAUUAACAAUACAAUGUCCCCAUAUAAUGCAGGUGUUCUGCCAUUUUCUAAUAUGGCUGACAACAACAAAAGCACAUGUACAUAUUCUUUUACUGCAUAACACUUAAACACAAAACUAUUUAAAUGAAUUGAUAAAAACUGUUUUAUUCCUGAAAAUAUGUAAUUAUCUUGCCUUGGAGGACUUUUGCUGAUAUACAUGAUUUGUUUUAUACAGUUCAUUGUUUAAUACUAAAUUAUUCAUGGUUAGUGAUUUUUAUACACCGUUAAAGUCGAUGACCUCCGUCCGUCUGGCAUAAACUUGUCCGGAGAUCUUCUACAUUUUUCUAUCGAUCUCUUUGAAACAUUGUUAAUGCUUUAUCAUAUAUGGUGAUAUGAAGUAGCAUUUCCCUGAACAGCACCUUUAUUUACAACUUUUUGGACAGAAUCCCAGGAUUACAGAGGAGCAGCCGUCAACGGUUGUGUUUAUAUAUAAUGUAUAAACUUGUUUCUUCUCUCUGCUGGAUAACCAAUAUAAAAGGUUGUAAGGGCAAGCCCAUAUAAAUCAUUCUGACAAAUUUGAACAUGAUCUUUGUCCUGUCAGAUCACUUUAAUACCUAAUGUUGCCAAGUUGUGAAUUUAAAAAUUUCACUGGCUGAAAAUAAAAGCUGUAACAAAAAUGCAUUGUAAUUAUAGGGAGGGAUUGUAUCAUAAGGUUUGUGUUGACACCCCGCCCCUUGUACUAUAAUAGCUAGUCAUAUAUUUCCUACUUCAGAAUCUAUACUAUUCCAACAUUGACAUAGAUCCUGUAAUGAUAUGGUGGUGACACUUAGUGAAUUGGUUGUGACAUACAUGCAUAUACAGUUGUACAUUUGAUCUGCAUAUUCCAUUGAAAUUCAGAGAAUGCAUCACAUGUUAAUUUGUGAUACAAUCUGUCAUGUGAAUGUGGAUACUGUUAUGACUGAUCUAGUCAUGAUAUAUAUAAGCUUAUAUAUAGAGUCCUUAAUGUUCUAAAACUAUGAUAUAUGGCCUGUAAACUGUAACUGAAGUAAAAUUCUUUAAAAAUGCCUACUCACAUCUAUCAAAAUCUGUGGUACAGACAUAUAACAAUGAAUAUUUCUGCAAAGUGCGAUGUGGUCCUGUAGCAUAUAUAUACAUUACCAUUAUACUGACAAGCUAGCACAAGACAGUUUGUCAGAAACGGAUAAUAACACCAUUUAUGAUUACUGAAUUUGUCAGAAACAACAAGGUAUGAUAACACCAUUAAGGCUUACUGAGUUUGUCAGAAACAACAAUGUAUGAUAAAGGAUAGUAACACCAUUUAGGCUUACUGAGUUUGUCAGAAACGACAAUGUAUGAUAAGGAAUAGUAUAACACCAUUUAGGCUUAUUGAGUUUGUCAGAAACAGAUGGUAACACCAUUUAUGAUUACUGAAUUUGUCAGAAACAACAAGGUAUGAUAACACCAUUAAGGCUUACUGAGUUUGUCAGAAAAGGCAAUGUAUGAUAAAGAAUAACACCAUUUAGGCUCACUGAGUUUGUCAGAAACAACAAGGUAUGAUAUAUAUAGAAUAGUAUAUAACACCAUUUAGGCUUAUUGAGUUUGUCAGAAACAGAUGGUAACACCAUUUAUGAUUACUGAAUUUGUCAGAAAAGGCAAUGUAUGAUAAAGAAUAACACCAUUUAGGCUCACUGAGUUUGUCAGAAACAACAAGGUAUGAUAAAGAAUAGUAUAACACCAUUUAGGUUUGCGGAGUUUGUCAGAAACGACAAUGUAUAAGGGAUAGUAACACCAUUUGUAUUUAAAGGAUUAAUUUUUCACAAUAAUUACCUGUGAUGGUAUAUUUUGUAUGAUGUUGGUGUGGUGCUUUUUGUAACAGUAUAUGUAUUUAUUCUCCUGUGAUGGAAAAUAUGUCUUGUAUGACGUUUAUAUAUACAUAGUGGUAUUUGUUGUAACUAUAUAAUCACUUGUAAUGUCACAGCGUUGAUAAUUAGUGGUAUUUGUUAGUAGUAAUUAACUGUAUAAUCAGUUUUAAUGGCACAGUGAUGAUAACUUGUGGUAUUUGUUUAAGAUAUUAUUUUCACUUUGUGAAUUUGUUUAGUUAUCUCAUUUCUAUAAGUAAUUUUGUUAGAUGCAUAGUUAUACCUACUAAUGGAAUGACAUGAUAUUUCAUAUACAUGUAUACACUUUAAUGUCUUGUAUGCUUUGAAUUGAGAAAGCUCUUUUAUUAGAGAAACAUUUACAUUAUACAUUAUAUAAUUAAAUGAGUUCUGCAUUGAUUAUAUUGGUGUUUAUGGUCCCCAGAAUUUUUUUAUCCCACACAUACAAUAAAUAUUGCUUGCUUAUUGUUAAUAUACUUGCUUGUAGUAAGUACUGUUAUUUAUUUCUAGUCAUUAUUAUUGUAUUGAUAUAAUAUACAAUAAAACUAUUUAUAAAAG
Pecten maximus is the source of this 4399-nucleotide messenger RNA. RefSeq names its product BTB/POZ domain-containing protein 17-like. The record is from RefSeq and is a predicted model, not a curated record. Gene Ontology annotation, molecular function: protein binding. NCBI's taxonomy places the organism in Eukaryota, Metazoa, Mollusca, Bivalvia, Pectinida, Pectinidae.